Messenger RNA from Zingiber officinale, 5748 nucleotides. Its product is annotated as AIG2-like protein D. The record is from RefSeq and is a predicted model, not a curated record. Lineage: Eukaryota; Viridiplantae; Streptophyta; Magnoliopsida; Zingiberales; Zingiberaceae. The transcript has 7 exons. The coding region runs from base 604 to 1098 and encodes 164 amino acids.
CUAAGUGAUAAGUUUAAUUCCCGUGCCCUAGCUUUUCCCUGCCUCGCCGAACUUCCUUUUACCCGAGCCCUCUCCUCUCGCGACCCUCUUCUCCCCAAAUCCACCGCCGGCUCUCCUUAUCUCCGCCGAGCCAUUGCCACCGGUCUCCUUUCUUCCUUGCGCGGGAGCACCACAGCAGCCGGCGAUUUCUCUCUUCCUCACGCGAGCACCAGCUGAUCUCCCUCUCGCAAUUUUCCCGAGCCGCAAAAAUCGCCGGCCUCUCCUCCUCGCACGGGCACCACAGUCGGCGGUCUUUCGCUCUCGAGCUACAGCCGCCUGCUCUCCUCCUUCCCAAGCCCUCACGCGACGCUGCCCAAAUCCAUCGCCGAGCCACGGCCGCCGAGCCACAGUCGCCGACCCCUCUUCCUCACACUGACGGUGCCCUAACUGAUCCAGCGAGUAGAUUCCCGUCGACGUUGAUUGAGACGGUUGACGUGACAAGACGUGAUUUGGUUCAGACUACAAUAAAGGCACAGGUACAACAUAAAGGGGCGUGUUUAUCCUGCAAUUCUUCCCGUAGAAACUAAGAAGGUGAACAUAAGCGAGGCAGAGAGCGGUUCUGCCAUGGCCGUCGCCACGAAUGUUUCCGCUCCCCACACCGUCUUCGUCUACGACACUUUGAUGGAUGACCAGGUUGUGCAGGCACUGCUCAAGCACGUCCCUCCCUCUUCCUCCGCCGUCCUCAACCACUACCACAGGUACAGCAUAAAGGGGCGUGUUUAUCCUGCAAUUCUUCCCGUAGAAACUAAGAAGGUGACUGGCAAGGUCCUUUUUGGCAUUACAAAUGUGGAGUUGGAUGUCCUGGAUGCAUUUGAAGAUAUUGAAUAUGAAAGGAGAGUUGUUGAAGUUUCUUUGCUAGACAAGACAGAGAAACUACUUGUUAAUGCAUAUGUAUGGUCCGACAAGAAUGAUCCAAACUUGUAUAGUGAAUGGGAUUUUGAGAGUUUGAAAUUCAGUCUCGGCACUACUUCGAGCAACAACUGUUUGCUUUUUACAAGUGAUCAAAUUUCACUGAACGAACGUACAAUAUCUAGAAGUAGAUCUUCAGUCACUAGGUGAACCUGCCUGAUCAACAUCAGUGUAAACUUCCAAGGUUCGUUUGUCUGUCUUUUUAAAUAUGUGUCUUUUUCCUGGGUCUCUUUUUAGAUAUUUCAAUAUUCAAAUUACAACAUCCAUGUGAUCAACUGAUUUCUCAGAAAUUAACUAAUGUGCAAAACUUAUAUCUGGACAAAUGUAAGUUAGGUAGAUAAGUCUGCCUACCAAUCGUUGAUAUCGUCCUUUAUCAGCUUCCAUUUCGUCAAUCUGAAACCUUAACUUGGUAUUAGGAUCCAUAGGUGUAUCUACUCUUGUAUCCACCUAAUCCAAUUCUUGUAGUAGGUCAAAGACAUACUUUCUUUGAGACACAAAAAUUCCUUUGUGACUUCUAGCAACCUCCAUUCCCAAGAAGUAUUUGAGUUGUUCCCGAUCUUUGAUUUUAAACUCCUUAGAUAGGAGUGACUUGAGCCUUUUGAUUUCUUAUUCAUGGUUUCAUUUGAGGACAAUAUCAUCAACAUAUACAGUAUUACUAAGAUUUUUCCACUUGGAAAAUGUUUCACAAAUAGCAUGUGAUUAGCUUGAGACUGGGAGUAGUCAUUUCUUUUAAGGACUUUAGCAAAUCUGUCAAACCAAGCUUUAGGUGAUUGUUUAAGCUCAUACGAGGCUCUCCUUAGUUUGCAAACUUUUCCUUUUGUACUAUCUGUCUCAUAUCUUGCAGGGACAUCCAUGUAAACUUCUUCCACAAGAUCUUCAUUUAGUAACGCAUUCUUCACAUCUAGCUGAAUCAAGGGUCAAUCUAAGUUAGUAGCACAGUAAUAUUCGGAUUGUAUUGAGUUUUGCAACUGGUGCAAAGGCUCCUGAUAGUCACUCCCAUAGGACUGGGUGUAACCUUUUGCUACCAGUUAAGCCUUGUAUCUAUUUAUGCUUUCAUCUGGUUUUGCUUGAUUGAAAAAAUCGACUUAUAUCCCACAGUUCUUUUUUCUUUGAGGUAGCUCAAUAGUGCUCAAGUCAAUCUUUUCCAUGGCUGUGUAUUCCUCUAGGAUUGUCUUGCGCCAUUCAGGAACUUUUAGAGUUUCAUACACAACUAGGAAUACUGAUAUUCUCAAUAGUUGUGCAUCGGAUGAAGACUAUAAGAUCUAGUUCCUUGUCUGUAUGUAAUAGGCUGGUUCAAUGUGGGAUUUGUCUAUGGAACUGGUUUUAUUAGAUCCUACUAUUUUUUAAGUUCAACUUGGCCACGAGUUGAGCUAUGAUAUGGCUGAAUUUCGUUCAAAAAUGCAAGAUGUUUCUCCUCGCCUAGACUUCCACUAUAUCAUGGGAAGGUGGUGUGUUCUUUUGUGGUUCCGAGAUAGGUGGCACAUGCGAUUGUUGUGAUGAUGAAAAGAACGGAGUUGAUGGGGAUGAUGGAGAGGAAGGAGUUAAUGAUGAUGGUAAGAUUGAGGAAGGACUCGAUUCAAGAAGGGACUCCCAAUCCCAAUGUUGUAAUGUAUUAGAGUAGUAUGGAAUGUGUUCAACGAAGGUGACAUCCAUAGAGUGAUAAAAUCUCUAAGUGACAUGAAAGAAGCACUUAACCUUUUUGUUGGUUGAAUAUCCCAAGAAAAUGCACUUAAGUGCAUGUGAAUCAAAUUUUCCCCAAUAUUAAGAGUAGAUGUGGACAAAUCCAAUACAUCCAAAGAGUUUGAGAGAUGUUUGAGACAAGUCUGAGUGUGGGAUACAGGUUUUGUAGAACUUGAAAUGGAGUCUUGAACUUAAGAACCCCAUAAGGGAGGCGAUUAAUAAGAUAGGUAGCUGUUAGAACUACGUUCCCUCAAAAUGUUGGAGUGUGAGCUUUGAAGAGUAAAGAGCGGGCUACCUCAAGUAUAUGACAAUUUUUUCGUUUAACUAUACUAUUUUGUUAGGGUGUAUCAACACAUAAACUUUAUUGGACUAUGCCAUUAUAUUGGAGAUAGGAGCAAAAGUUGGAAUUAAAGAAGUUUUUGCAAUAUGUAUGUCAGCCUGGAACUGGGUCUUGAUCAUGGUCAGAAAAUUCUGAAAGAUUUGUGUGGUCUCAGAUUUUUCUUUUAUAAGAAAGGUCCAACACAACUGUGUGUGAUCAUCAACGAAAAAUAAGAAAAAUCUGGAGCACUAAGACUUAGGUUUUUGAAUAGUCCCCAAAUGUCCCCAUGAUGAGAGAGAAAGGUUGUGUUGGUUGAUAUUGACGGGGUGUAUAAGUGCUGUCUAGUAUGUUUAGCAUAUUGGCAUACAUCACACUGAAAGAAAUUAGGACUUUAAUUGAUAAAUAAUAAAGGGAAAAGAUGUUUCGAGUACAUGAAAUUUGGAUGUCUUAAUCAAUAGUGUCAUAUCAUAAUUUCACUUUGAUUAUUGGAUAGACUAUUAGACUUGAAAUUAUGGAUUGUGUAAUAGUUGAGCAUAGCAAACUGGCUAGAUGUAGGGGAGUGUUCAAGAAGGUAAAGUCCGACAUGAAGUUUAGCACUGCCAAUCUUCCCAGUGCUAAGUCCUAAAAAACACAACCAUCACCAAAGAACUUAGUUUGAUAGUUAAGGUCUCGGUUGAGCCUACCAACCAACACAAGAUGACAAGCAAGUCCAAGCAUAUAAAGCACAGAAUUGAGAUUGAUAUUGUUGAUAAUUUUAAUUGUUUGCGUUCUGACCAUUUUGGUACAAGUGUCAUUUACUAUAUGCACCAUUAGAUGUUUGUCACAUAAUGAAAAUGUUGAGAAUAACAUUCUGUCACCUGUCAUAUGUUCAGAUGCUCCUGAAUCGAUGAUCCAAGAGGACUUGUUUGUGUGCAUUGCCAUAGGACUGCUUGUCGAUGAGUUGGAAGUUGAUCUCUUAAAUAGAUUGUUCUACUAACAUAACUUUUGGAGUAUAUUCAACUGCUCUUUGGAGUAAGGAGAACUCAUAGAUAUUGAAAAUACGCAUGAUGUGUCUUUGCCUCUCGGCUAGAAGGUUUCCAAUCAACUGGCUUUCUAUGGAAUUGCCAGCAUUGUUCUUUGAGAUGACCUGACUUUCAGCAGUGAUUGCACCAAGUCCUGUUCUUCUAUGGUCGAGUGUCACAUGCAUUUCGAGGCUCACCGAUGCUGCGGUUUAUGGACUGACUUUGAGCUACUAAUGCACUAGAAUUAGCAAAGGAGUCCUUGUCUCAAUUUGGGUUCUCUGAGAUGUAGGAUUGUCCCAAUAUUAUUCGCUUGUGUCUCUUCUCUCGGCUCACUUCUACAAAUCCUUCCCUAAGUCUAGGUAGUGGCUUGGUGCUAAGAAUUCUGCCCCGCACUUCAUCAAGCCACUUAUCAAGCCCACUUAAGAACUUGAAGACACGCUUUGCUUCCACAAUCUUUCGAUAGCAAUUUUUUCCUCUGUGCACUUCCAUUUGAGAGUUUUGAACAUAUCUAGUUGUUGCUAAUACCAAUUGAGUUGUAGUAAGCUGUCACUGUAGACUUCUCUUGUUGGAGACUUUGCAGAGGGCUCUUCACUUGAAAUAACUCUAUAGUGUUGUCACGAGGUUUCCCAAACAACCUCCCAAAUAUCGCUAGUAGAGGUACGUAGAAAACAAAUUCACCAACCUCCUUCAUCGAGCUGAUCAACCAUGACAUCACCAAGUUAUUCUCAGCCCUCCAAAUACGAUGCUAUGUUGUUUUAGGAUUUGGUUCUAGAAUAAAACCAGUUACAUAGUCAUCUUUGCCUCUUCCACUCAUGACCAUCAUCAUGGAUUGGGACCAUUGAAGAUAAUUGUAGCAAUUAAAUUUGUGAGUCGUGAUGGGAAGGAGACUGCCUUUUGGAGAAGAAGGCAUGACGCAGGACAUGCCGGAGGAAGUUCCUAUCAUGUCUUGCAUUGCAAAAUCAGAGUCGGCCAUGAUCCUAUCUUACUUGGAAGUCGGUUGCUCUAUUUGUUGUCAAUGAUGUCAGAAUGGUGGUCAACGAUGCUGUUGUUGAAAGAACCAACAAUCGUCGGAAUGGAGGUUGACAUUGCUGCUGCUGGAAGAACCAUCAAUCGUGCGACUUUGUCUUGUGACUAGACGAAGAACCAACUGCUAGGGUUUUUUCAGCCAAGGUUUCUGCUUUAAUACCAUGUAUCUAUUUCUUUAUUGAUAGUAUAUCCUCCUUAUAUACAAAGAUAAAUGUCGUAAAAUUAGGGAUGUGAUAAGUAUGAGCUAAUUACAAUCCAUCUAGGAAAUAAAUCCCUACAAAAUAGGGAUAAAAUAAUAAGUUGCCUAGUUUGAAUUUCAACAAUUUGUAACCCAAAUCAAUCUUAUACAAUCAGGUGUACUUUCCUACCAUGUUAAAUUUUCUAGAAUCAUUUGCAAUUUGUCUCGUGUUCUUUGAUUUUAAAACUAAUCAUUCUCAUGCUUACCUAGGAUUAGUUGAUACUAAUUUUAGCUUUUUUAUGAAGUUAUAAAUACUUGGUCAAUUUUUUAGAUUCUUCUAAUUGAAAAAGACAAGUCAUCCAAUACUUUAUGUAAACUAGAUUUUGUUACCUUCUUAAAGACUUUCCUAGACCCCCUUGGUCUGAGCUUUCCUCUUUGAUCUUUGCCUUUUUUUGCGUUAUGUGCUUGAUUAGGUGUUGUCUUCUGGUUCUCCUUUCUUUUCAUUCUUUGCAUGAGGACAUUUUGUUUUGUAGUUUCCCUUUUCCUUGCAUCUAAAGAAUAUUCUUUGAUCUUUAUUUUUAGUCAUGCCCUCAUUA